CCUACGUUGUUUUGGACACCAUGUGCAGCGCACUGUUUGGAUUUAAUGUUGGAAGAUAUUUUCAAGUUGCCUAAUAUGAAGAAGACAUUUGAGAGAGCUGUUAUGGUGAAUAGCUAUAUCUAUACUCGUUCGGGUCUAGUAAACAUGCUUAGAAGGUUUACUGACAAGAAAGAGUUGUUGAGGCCUGCAAAAACACGGUUUGCAACUACCUUUAUCACUUUGGGUAGGAUGCAUAGUCUGAAAAGCAACCUUAGAAGGAUGUUUACCUCCGAGGAGUGGAUGACAAGCAAGUGGGUAAAAGAAGCGGGGGCUAAAAAGGUUGUAGAAGUGAUUUUGAUGCCUUCAUUUUGGAACAAUGUUGUAUUUGCUUUAAAGGUGGCUGGUCCAUUGGUGCGUGUAUUGCGCUUAGUGGAUGGUGAGAAGAAACCUGCUAUGGGAUACAUAUAUGAGGCCAUGGAUAGGGCCAAAGAAGCGAUUGCUAACUCUUUUAAUGGGGAUGAAAAGAAGUAUGCACCCAUUUUUCAGAUUAUUGAUAAUCGAUGGGAUGUUCAGCUUCAUCGCCCCUUGCACGCAGCUGGUUGGUACUUGAACCCAGAAUAUUUCUACAAGGCUGAACAUAUAGAUCCAGAGAUCAUGAAUGGCUUAUAUGAAUGCAUUAGAAAGUUAAAUCCAGAUAUAAAGGUUCAAGACCAAAUUGAUGCUGAGCUUUCGAUGUAUAACAAUGCAGAUGGGUUCUUUGGAAACUAUAUGGCUAUUAGAAAGAGAGCUGAGAAAUCACCAGCUGAAUGGUGGGCUUCAUAUGGAAUGUCAACACCCACGUUGCAAAAAUUUGCAAUUAAAAUUCUUAGCUUGACUUGUAGUUCAUCUGGGUGUGAACGUAAUUGGAGUGUGUUUGAAAAUCUUCAUACUAAACGGAGAAACAGGCUUGAUCAACUUCGUUUAAACGACUUGGUGUUUGUGAAAUACAAUAGAGCAUUGAGGCGUCGAUAUCAAAUGCGUGAUACCAUUGACCCUAUCAUAUUGACUGACAUUGAUGAAAGCAAUGAAUGGUUGACUGGAAAACUUGAUGAGGAGAAUGAUAAAGAUGAUGAAACUGUUUUUCCAGAUGACAUUGGGGAUGGGUUGACAUGGAGUAAUGUUGCUGCGGCUGCAGGAGUUGGAGAGCCUAGUUAUCAAUUUAGAACUAAACAAACUCAAUCACAAUUGGGAUCAACUUCGGCUUCGACUUCAAAGCGGCGAGUAACUCAAGAGAUUGAAGAGGAGGAAAGUGAGGCAGGGACCGAAGAUGAUGAAGACUUGGAAGAGGGAGAAGAAUUGAGAGAUGAAGAAGAAGAUGAAGGGGUGAUUGAAGGGGAUGAUGAAGAUAUUGACCUUGAUGUUGAUGAUCUCCUUGAUGAUGAUUGAUUAAAAAACUUUUUUAUAUUGAUUGUGGACUUGUAAUGUUUAUGUGUUUGUUUAGAACUUUGCAUUAUAAUUGGUACUUGGUAAAGUUUAAGACUUUAAGUUUGAACUUUGAUGAUGUUUCUAGUUUAGAAUUUGCAUGAUGAAUGAAUUAACUUUGAUGUUGUUAGUUUAUAGAAUUUGAAGAUAAUGAAUCAUGAAUGAUAUGAAUGUGUUAUUAUUGAUAAUUUGAUAGUUGUUUAUGAUUUUACAAGAUUUUGAGUUUUUUUCCUAAAAGGUGCGCCUCGCUUCGCAAAGGCGCGCCUCGCCUCGUGCG
This is a messenger RNA of Diospyros lotus (date-plum), 1717 nucleotides long. RefSeq lists its product as uncharacterized. The record is from RefSeq and is a predicted model, not a curated record. The transcript is spliced from 3 exons. Bases 46 to 1404 code for a protein of 452 amino acids. Gene Ontology annotation, molecular function: protein dimerization activity. NCBI's taxonomy places the organism in Eukaryota, Viridiplantae, Streptophyta, Magnoliopsida, Ericales, Ebenaceae.